AUGAUGGAUGCCAAGCACAUCGCUGAGUCGUUAGGGGUGGAGAUGGAAUUUCGAAUGACCCUGUCACCAAGUCCCUCUUCUACUCCACUUGAUUCGCCGAACCAAACCUUCGGAGAAACCGUCUUACCUCAUGAUAUGUGUCAGGCAGAAAUUGACGCUGAUGUUAUGUCUGACACCGACGCUAGACACACAACCUCUCACCCACCAUUGCGCGAUGCCCAGGCGGAUCUUUCGACACAAAUUACGCCUGAAAUGAAAGCGCAGCCCCAAGAGACCAGAAGAUGGAGGUGGACGAUAAAGAAAGCGCAGAAGAGGACGAAAGCAUGGAAUCAAUUGGAACAAAUGGAGAAAUGGAAGGCCACUUGUCGACAACCAAACAGAAGAGGAUGCGCCGCCAAUUUUAUCGUGAAUAAAAUUAUUAAUCUCUUCAUGAAUAGCGUUAUAAUUUGGGUUGGGUGGACUGACGUGGACUUGUCGGUGGUGGUGCAGGUGGUAAUUCAGGUAGAUGAAUGUUUUAGUGAAAGUGGAAGUGGCGAUGCGUGA
Messenger RNA from Mesocestoides corti, 543 nucleotides. NCBI's taxonomy places the organism in Eukaryota, Metazoa, Platyhelminthes, Cestoda, Cyclophyllidea, Mesocestoididae. The record is from the annotation of a GenBank genome assembly.